This is a messenger RNA of Salvelinus namaycush (lake trout), 1209 nucleotides long. Its product is annotated as phosphatidylinositol transfer protein beta isoform. Bases 28 to 843 code for a protein of 271 amino acids. Gene Ontology annotation, biological process: phospholipid transport. Gene Ontology annotation, molecular function: phosphatidylcholine binding; phosphatidylinositol binding; phosphatidylcholine intramembrane carrier activity. The transcript is spliced from 12 exons. The record is from RefSeq and is a predicted model, not a curated record. NCBI's taxonomy places the organism in Eukaryota, Metazoa, Chordata, Actinopteri, Salmoniformes, Salmonidae. Gene Ontology annotation, cellular component: cytoplasm.
AUACGUAGCCACAGCCAAAAAACUACGAUGGUUCUCAUCAAGGAAUACCGUGUGGUCUUACCCUGUACAGUGGAGGAGUAUCAAGUGGGUCAGUUGUACUCCGUAGCAGAGGCCAGUAAGAAUGAGACGGGUGGAGGAGAGGGCAUUGAGGUCCUUAAGAAUGAACCCUAUGAGAAGGAGGGCGAGAAAGGACAGUACACACACAAAAUCUACCAUCUGAAGAGUAAAGUCCCAGCGUUUGUCAAGAUGAUAGCUCCUGAGGGCUCCCUGGUCUUCCAUGAAAAGGCCUGGAAUGCUUACCCUUACUGCCGAACCAUUGUAACGAAUGAGUAUAUGAAAGACGACUUCAUCGUUAAGAUUGAGACAUGGCACAAACCUGACCUUGGCACAGUAGAAAACGUGCACAAGCUGGACGUGCCCACAUGGAAGAGUGUGGAGGUGGUUCCCAUUGACAUCGCAGAUGGGGAACAAGUGGCCCCUGCUGACUACAAGGCAGAUGAGGACCCUGCUCUGUUCAAGUCAGCUAAGACUGGUAGAGGACCCCUUGGACCCAACUGGAAGAAGGAGCUGGUUAGUAAGGCUGACUGCCCGAGGAUGUGUGCCUACAAACUGGUCACUGUCAAGUUCAAGUGGUGGGGCCUGCAGAACAAGGUGGAGAGCUUUAUUCACAAGCAAGAGAAGCGCAUCUUCACUAACUUCCAUCGCCAGCUGUUCUGUUGGAUCGACAAGUGGGUGGAGCUGACUAUGGAGGACAUCAGGAGGAUGGAGGCGGAGACCCAGAAGGAGCUGGAGGAGAUGCGUAGGAAGGGCUCUGUUCGAGGCACGAAGGCUUCAGACGAGUAGCUGCUCCAGGUGUAGGUCUGAGGAAGGCUGUCUUCGCAAACAAGGUCAAGUUCGGGGAACCAGUGCUGCCGAUGCCGAAUGAGAUGGAGGGUUUUAAACAGCGAUGAAGAGUAAAGUUGAUGAUGAAGAAUUUCGACGUGUGCUCCCUGCGUGCCACCUUUUACCUUACUGAUUCAGGAUGUGGAGGACGAGGGCUCCAAUCGAUCAAUAGACCAGCACCCUGACCUACCUGCAUCCAAUUAUAGACAUUCUAUCCACAGAAUAAUUGAUUUGUAGAAAGUGACACGAUCAUAGCUUUUAAUUUUGAUCUCCUGGGCUAAAGACGUUAUCAAGAAGCAAUGACCUCAGUAAAGCCAGCUACCACCA